AUUUGUAGCUCCGUUUGGCGCGCAAAAAGUGUAACUGUAAUGUGUGCCGGAUUUUGUGUGAAUACGAACUGACGAACCAGCACAACCCAUGACCGUGAAACCGACGCCGGCUCGGCCGGCUGCCCAUUUUUCGCAUCAUUCUGCACGCCGGGCUUCGAUGGAUCGAUCGAUUCAGUCGGCUUCUCGAUCUCGAUCGAGCUUUGUGAUUCUUUCGCUGCUGGCUGCUUGUGCCUUUCUGUUCUGCGUGUCCCUGUGCCUGCUGGCAGCACUGGUGAUGGUAGGGCGUAGCCUGUCGGCGCAUCGACCGUUAGGCAGCGCCGAUUUGACAGCAGCCGUCAGGGAUGAAGCGUCAGCGUCGAAUGAUAAUCAUUUACGGCCCGAGGAGCCGGUUCCGCCGUAUAAUCGGAGUGCUAUUUUCCUACCAAAUUCAGUGUUCUACUCCGAGAUUCCGGCCGAUUCGAUGAACCGGGUGUUCAAGAUGGGCACGCAAGUGGCACAAAAGUUGGGUUUCCGUCUGCCGCGCCACAUACGGCCGGUUCACUACGAGCUGCGAUUGCACGCCGAUCUGGCGAACGAAACAUUCAGCGGUUCCGUGGGCAUUGAGCUCAACAUUACGGACACGACAAACUAUAUCGUGCUGCACGGCAAGCGGCUUGCGAUCACCGAGACGGUGCUUCGGGCCAAAGAGGCACCGGCCGCGGACCGUGGGCGAGAGAUCAACAUUCUCCGGACGUACGAGGUGCCGGAGCAUGAGUAUUGGGUUAUAGAAACGCAGGCCGACAUUGCAGCCGGUGGCUAUCAGCUGAGCCUACAAUUUACCGGCAGCCUUGCGGAUCGCAUUAUUGGAUUCUACAGCAGCAAGUACCGCGAUAAGUCCACGAACACCACGAGAAAAAUUGCAACAUCUAAGUUUGAACCAACUUUUGCGCGCCAGGCAUUCCCGUGUUUCGACGAACCCGAACUGAAGGCGGAGUAUACGAUCCAUCUCGUGCAUCCGGACGGCGACGGUUAUGAAGCACUUUCGAAUAUGAACGUUAAGGAAACGGUAACGGGGACACCUUCGGCCGGCCUGGCGACGACCACCUUCGAACGGAGCGUCAGUAUGAGCACGUAUCUGGUGGUGUUUAUCGUGAGCGAUUUCCUGCAUAAAGAAGCCACCGUGGUCCCUAAGCACGGAACGUCCUUCCCGUUGCGUGUAUACGCGACUCGGUAUCAGCAGGAUAACGUACAGCUUGCGCUGAGCACGGCCGUCAAAAUCAUCGAGCAUUACGUGGAAUACUUUGGCAUUGAAUAUCCGCUACCUAAGCUGGACAUGGCAGCGAUUCCUGACUUUGUCUCGGGUGCCAUGGAAACGUGGGGCCUGGUGACAUACCGGGAAACGUCCAUCCUGUACAACGAGGCCACGGGUAGUACGGCAAACAAGCAGCGCGUCGUGGGUGUGAUCGCCCACGAGCUGGCUCACAUGUGGUUCGGCAAUCUGGUCACGAUGAAGUGGUGGAACGAGCUGUGGUUAAACGAAGGAUUCGCCAGCUACAUCGAGUACAAGGGAAUGCAUGAGGCGUUCCCGGAGUGGGGCAUCAAGGAGCAGUUUAUCAUCGACGAUCUGCAUGCCGUGAUGACGUUGGAUGCUACGCUCGCCUCGCACCCGAUUGUCGUGUCGGUCGAGACCCCGAACCAGAUAACGGAAAUUUUCGACACAAUCACCUACUCGAAGGGGGCCUCGGUUAUACGGAUGUUGGAGGAUUUUGUGUCGCCUGUCAUAUUCCAACAGGGCGUCACGAACUACUUGAACAAUCACAAGUUCGGUAGCGGCGUCUCGGAGGAUCUGAUGCGCGAGCUGGACGACCUGGUGACGGAAGUGAGCGUCUCGGAAGUGAUGGACACGUUCACGAAGCAGAAAGGUUUACCGGUGGUGACGGUCGAGCGUAACGCUCUCCAGUACAUUCUACGUCAGCAAAGAUUCCUCGCAGAUCAGGAUGCGGCCAGCCAGGAAACGGAGGAGUCACCGUACGGAUACCGCUGGUACAUACCGCUAACGUACAUCAGUUCGAAUGAUGACACCGCCGUGCAGCGCUUGUGGUUCAAACCGACUGAUGAGCUUGUGCGUAUCGAUGUUGCGGCCGUCGGAGGAUCGACCGGUUGGAUUAAGCUAAACUACCAGCAGACGGGCUACUAUCGCGUGAACUAUCCGGUAGAGAUGUGGCAACAGUUCAGCAACGAGCUGAUUGCAGAUGUGAACAAGUUCACCAUCGGCGAUCGUACGGGAUUGUUAAAUGAUGCGUUUGCCCUGGCCGACGCAUCGUUGCUAAAGUAUAACUACGCCCUAGAUAUGACGCGCUAUUUGCAAGCCGAAUCAGAGUACGUGCCUUGGUCAGCCAUUGCCAGCAAGCUGAAAACGAUUCGUUAUUUAGUGUACAACAGCAAUGCGUACGAUGAUAUUACGAAAUACACACAACAACUCGUCUCCAGUGCUAUUACGUCCGUCGGUUGGCUGGUUCCACCGAACAGUGAACACAUGCAAAAUCUUCUCCGAACCACCAUUCUGGAUCUGGCCUGUUCGUUCGAACAUUCGGAAUGUCUAGCAGAAGCUGGUAAACAGUUCAAACUGUGGCUAACGGACGAGGAUACCAUUCACCCCGAUAUUCGCUCGGUUGUGUAUACGUACGGUAUGCAGUCCGGUGUGAGCGUUGCCGACUGGGAGCGGGUGCUGGAACGCUUCAAGCAGGAAAAUGAUGCGAACGAAAAGACGAAACUGAUGACGGCACUUGCAUCGUACCCGGAUCAGCGGGUGAUGCGUCGGCUGCUGGACCUGUCUUGGGACACCACGGUCGUGCGCACGCAGGAUCAGCUGAGCUGCAUUCAGAGCAUCGCCGCCAAUCGGCACGGCGAGCAGGCUGCUUGGGAGCAUGUGCGAGAAAACUGGGAGCGGCUGGUCGACCGGUUCACCAUCGGGGAACGCAAUCUCGGUCGGAUGAUACCCUCGAUUACGGGGCGCUUUACAACGCAGGCUCGGCUGAUGGAGCUGCAGGACUUUUUCGCUCGCUACCCGGAAGCAGGCGCCGGUGAAUCGGCCCGCCGACAGGCGCUGGAAAACAUACAGAACAACAUUAGCUGGCUGAAGCGUAACGAAGCGGAUGUGGCUACCUGGUUGAAGGAGGUGCUCGAACUCGAGCGAACGGCCGUUAAUCCGUAGCCGCGCCUUUGCUUAACAGAGAGCUUUUAUAGUUUUUAUUUCCUUUCCCUUACUCAGCCUUGUGUACUAAGAGAUAAAAUUGCAGGUACGCAUUCGG
Messenger RNA from Anopheles cruzii, 3290 nucleotides. RefSeq names its product glutamyl aminopeptidase-like. The transcript has 4 exons. Gene Ontology annotation, biological process: proteolysis; peptide catabolic process. The coding region runs from base 89 to 3193 and encodes 1034 amino acids. Gene Ontology annotation, molecular function: metalloaminopeptidase activity; peptide binding; zinc ion binding. Gene Ontology annotation, cellular component: cytoplasm. NCBI's taxonomy places the organism in Eukaryota, Metazoa, Arthropoda, Insecta, Diptera, Culicidae. The record is from RefSeq and is a predicted model, not a curated record.